Messenger RNA from Cuscuta europaea, 3565 nucleotides. Lineage: Eukaryota; Viridiplantae; Streptophyta; Magnoliopsida; Solanales; Convolvulaceae. The record is from the annotation of a GenBank genome assembly.
AGAAGAGGCUGGAGUAUCAAACUGAAGAUCGAUAAGCUCUUGCUCGGCUGCUCUGCACGACUUCAAAACACCCAAUGGGCAAACGACUGAGCCAGCGACAAAGCCACAACGGGACGACGUCGCCGCCGCGACAAGCCGCCGCCUCGCCUCACCUCCAGGCUCUAGUCUGAUGAAUAGUUCCCGCCGCUCCUGCCUCCACGCUCAGCCUCUAACCUCGAACGGCUCGCAGCCUCCAACCUCGCAAGGCUCGCAGCCUCCAGCCUCGCACAACGCGUAGCCUCCAGCCUCCAGGUUUUCUGAAUUCUGUCAUUUCUCUUUUUAAUUACAGAUUAGGUUGUUAUUUGUCUUAUGAAGUUUUUUAAAAUAUUUUGUGUUAUGAAGCUAUUAACCAAUUAAACUAAUUGUUAGUUUUAAAUUUUUAUUUAACAAACUGACAUAACCGUAUAAGAGGAUGUUUGGAUCUGAUUCUUAAAACUUACAUCGUAUAAGUUGGAAUGUUUGGAUGAAAGUGCAGAAACAGAAUGAAACUAAUAGAAUCCGUUUUUUAGAAGCUUCUGAAAACUUAGUUUUAUUCUGCUUCUUCUUUAAAAAAGAAGAAGACAUAAUCAAUUCCAAACACCCCUGAGUGUGAUAUUCUGACUUUUCUCUUUUUAAUUACAAAUUAGGUUUGUUGUUUAUUUAAUGAAGUUCCUAUCUAAUUAUCCCAUAUAAGGUUCUCACUUUUUUCCCUGAUCGUCCUAUAUAAAAGUUUCUUUUCUUUUUUUAAAAAAAUAAUUAUUAAAUAUUAAAAGUAAUAUUAAUAGAUGUCAAAAUAUAUUAUAUAUUUAUCAAAAUUAUUUCUAAAAUAUUCUCGAAUUACCUUAUUCAAUUAUUCUCUAAAUAAUCAUGCUAUUUUUCCAUGGAAACCUUUAAGUAGCAUUUAAUAAAAACUAAUUAAACUAAAUGUUGAUUGUAUAUUUCUAUUUAACAAAUUGGCGUAACCGUAUAAGUAUGUUAUUACAUUGUUGGGUUAUUUUGUAAUUUAUAGUUCUUAACUAAAAUUUUAAAUUAACUUUUAACUUAAAAUUUGUAAACAUGUACGGGAUUAGUGGAGGAUUUCAAUAAUUUAUUAUCACUAUUAUCAACUUUAUUUAUGUUCUAUUUCUACGUCUGUUGGAAUGAGAAGCCCAAUUUUUUUUGUUGCACAGGGCCCUCAUUUUAUCUGGUCUGGUCGUGACUCUAAACAAAGCCUCAGCCAUUUCUCCCCCAGGUGUGGCAUCUCCGUGAUUCACAAUCCAUGAUCCAUUGUCAGAAACUAAGAGUGUCAUCUGCUGUGAUCAAAUGUCUUUCUUAUUUCUCCGGGUUAACCCACAUAUAUCAGGGAACUAGGUUUUAUAGAACAAAACAGAAUGCUCUAAUUCCGGGCAAAACUCUCCUAGCCAUUAGGCAAGAGGCCCAGUCUGCUCUGACAGAGUAUCUGCAUACCACCAGAAGCUUGCCGUUCACUGAUGCCGAGCAUAUAAGCAAAAACUCACCCCAUUUUCUUGAAACCUUGUUGAACAGGGUGAAUCUUGAAAAUGAUGUGGCACGAUCUGUUGUACGUUUCCUACGGUACAAUCCCAUCAAUGAAUUUGAACCCUUCUUUGAGAGUUUGGGUUUGAGCCCUUCUGAGUUCUUGCGGUUUCUGCCUCCAAAUAUUAUGUUCUUGAACGAUGACACAUCCUUGAUGGAGAACUAUCAUGCUUUGUGUAACUAUGGUGUUCAAAGAAAUAAGAUAGGAAUUAUUUACAAGAAAGCCCCAGAGGUAUUCCAGUAUGGGUCCGGUUUUUUGAAAUCAAAGCUCCGAUCUUUCGAAGAGUUUGGCUUGAAUCAGACCACAGUUGCUAAAUUUGUGUGUUUGAGUCCCCACCUUCUGAAAGAAAAUGUACAUAGAGACUUCUUUAUGGUUCUUGAUAAGUUAAAGAGUGUUGGAAUUGAGUCAGGGGUUGAUUAUGAAUGGAUUAAAGGAAAAUUAUCAAUUGCUGAAUCUUACAACUGGAGGCGAGUGUGUGAAGUGAUGUUUUUGUUCAAUAAUUUGAGUUUCAGUGAAGAACAAUUAAGAAAUCUUGUAUGCCGCAAUCCAGAGCUUUUGUUUGACACCUCUGGACAUAGUACAUUUUCACUAAUUGGAUCGAUGUUGAAAUUUGGAUUAGCACGGGAUGAUUUAAAGAACAUGUUUCUCAACCUUCCCAACAUCAAAGUUGCAAAGUUUGUUAGGAAUUUGCGAAACAGUUAUGUUUUCUUGGUUGGGAUCGAAAUGAUUAACCAUGAUAUUGGCAACUUGUUUCGUACACACAAUGUACUCCUGGGUUCAUGUUCUUUGAAAAAAGUAGUUACCUUGCUUUCAAGCUUGAAAACCGGGAAGAAGAAGAUUUGUAAAAUGAUCUUGGCGGAUCCUAAUAUUCUGAAGGAAUGGGUAUUUGGGUUGAAGGUCGGCCCAGUUUCCUCAACUGAGGAGGCUGAAGAGGAUUUAAAAUCAAAAACCAUGAAGACGAGUUUUUUGUUGAGUUUAGGGUUCAUUGAGAACUCAAGUGAAAUGGAAAAAGCUCUCAAAGCGUUCCGUGGCAGAGGGUUGGAGCUUCAGGAGAGAUAUGAUUGUUUAGUCAAUGCCGGUCUAAAGCCAAAGGAUGUGGCGAAGAUGGUGAAAGUUUCUCCUCACAUCCUCAACCAAAGUAAAGAGCACAUUGAAGCAAAGAUUGAAUUUUUAAAGAGCACAUUGGGAAUUCCCGUGUCGUGUUUGGUUUCUUUUCCAAAUUACAUCUCUUACACAUGUGAGAGAAGCACACUUCGGCUUUCAAUGUACAAAUGGUUGAAAGAUCAAGGGCGGGUGAGGCGCAAAUUGGCAUUGAGCACUCUUAUAGCUUCCUCAGAGAAAAUAUUCAUGAAGACUUAUGUGAAUCCUCAUCCUGGUGGCCCUUGUAUGUGGGAAAAAAUUAAGAGAGAAGUUUAUCCCAACUGAUUGGAUUGUGUUUAUCGGUAGAGUCUAACUGUGUGUCUGCCUGGCUACAUGCUAGAUUGAUGUAUGAUACAUGAUAAUCUGGAACUGCAGGACAUCAUAAUCCCAGGUUUGAAGAUCAUUUUAGUAUUUCUAUAUCUUGAUUCCCAAGUUCCACGGGGGUCGGGGAAUUGGAAUUGUGAAAUGUAAACAACUGUUUUACUAUAGUUUCCUAAAGGUUUCCAAAUGAAUUAUGAGACACCAAAAUGCUACACUCUAGGAGCAUGUGUGAUCCUGGGGAUUUUGGAGGGAGUGGAAAAGAAGGAUUCAUUGUUAUUUUACCAAUGUAUCUAAUAUUUGUUGGUUUUGGACUAGAAAUAACUGUAUGGUUAGUUAGAUCAGGUAUAUCUAUAUGGUUUUUUAUCUUUAUUUUAACUGUCUAAAUGUAGAAAUUAUUUAAAAAAUAAAUAUCUUCACUUCCCUUCGGAUUCCUUCAUGCAAACAAGCCCUGAGUUUGUGGGAAUCAUAGCUUGAUUUUUUUCUGUAGUGCAGUCUUACCUUAUUUUCGUUCCUAGAUUUUCACAAUAAAACAGUGUUUGUUUCUUCACCUAA